AAAGAGACAAGCUUACAUUGUGGAUAGACGCACGUGUGCAGAUAGGAGGUAGGAUUUUCCAAACUCACCGUAGCUUUAUUCGUGCUUGGGCUCGUCAUUUCAGAAAUCCUUGGGAUGUGAAGCUUUUGGGGAUGACAUGUGCGUGGCCAGUGGAGGCUGAAAUCAAUUUUCCUCUUAAUAUGGAUGAUGUGUGCAAGACGUACUCCAAACUAAGAGGAUCUUUAAGAUGGGCCUUUCGCUAAAUUCUCUACAUGCACUAUUUGUUCUUAUUAAUUUCCUCUAACAAUAACUUCCAUUAUUAUUCAUAUAUAUAUAUAUAUAUAUAUAUAUAUAUACCAUUAACACUACUCAUCGACACAGGCUUCCUUUCUCUCUCUCUCUCUCUCUCUCUCUUACAAAAACUAAACAAAUGGAUGCAAAGUUUGUUCUGCAUACCAGCAGCCCUUUCUCAUCUUUGGCUCACCGGAGCUACACCUGUAAGCCGCCGGUACGCUCCCCGCCUACUCUUGCCGUGCUCACAAGCCCAACGGAAACCAUAACCCAAGAAGCAACAAAGACGACGACUAGCGUGAUCUAUAACGAUAACUGGUUCGAUAAAAUUGCCAUUAACCAUCUAUCGCAGAGUGUUCAAGCAGCAUCAGGAUUGAGGAACAGCAAGAGUGGGUAUGAGAGCUUGGUGGAGGCAGCUAAAACAGCAUCGCACAACUUUAAUCCGAUUCAACAACGUGAUAUCGUCAUUCAAGCCCUCCAGAUUGCCUUCCCAAGGCCAAUCCUCUCUUUGAUAAAGACAGUGCUACCGCAAUCUAAAUUGGCAAGGGAAUAUUUUGCCGUCUUCACCACUGUGUUUUUUGCUUGGUUAGUCGGACCAUGCGAGGUGAGGGAAUCGGAGCUCAACGGAAGAAGAGAAAUGAAUGUAGUCCACAUAAAAAAAUGCAGGUUUUUGGAGGAGAGCAAUUGUGUGGGACUUUGCACUAAUCUCUGUAAGAUGCCAUCCCAAAUCUUUGUCAAGGAUUCACUAGGAAUGCCACUCAACAUGGUCCCUAAUUUUGAGGACAUGAGCUGCGAGAUGAUAUUCGGCCAGGAUCCUCCAGCUUCAUCCGAUGAUCCAGCAUUCAAGCAACCAUGCUAUAAAUUAUGCAAAGCAAACGUGAAACACAACAUCAGGUGCUCCGAUCCAGUUAGGGCACCAUUUGGAAAAGAUCCUUCUCUUUCUCACAGUUGAUGGUCAUUAUUCUUUCCACUUUUCUAUCUAUGUAGUAACUUUUUAUAAUUUUUAUUUGAAAUUCGGAGAAAUGCUAUACGUAUCAUUCUUCCGCAG
This is a messenger RNA of Corylus avellana, 1318 nucleotides long. It is a transcript of the gene D27, whose product is annotated as beta-carotene isomerase D27-like protein. Gene Ontology annotation, molecular function: iron ion binding; cis-trans isomerase activity. Gene Ontology annotation, cellular component: plastid. The record is from RefSeq and is a predicted model, not a curated record. Gene Ontology annotation, biological process: strigolactone biosynthetic process. Lineage: Eukaryota; Viridiplantae; Streptophyta; Magnoliopsida; Fagales; Betulaceae.